Acanthosepion pharaonis is the source of this 900-nucleotide messenger RNA. The record is from the annotation of a GenBank genome assembly. Lineage: Eukaryota; Metazoa; Mollusca; Cephalopoda; Sepiida; Sepiidae.
AUGGCUGUUCCUUUAACUGCAGCCAUUCUGCAGGAGAAAGUUGUGUCUGUUCUGUUAUCUGAAGUCCAGCGGGAGGGAAUCUUUGUGGCUGAUCCGUUAGUUGCAGGCCAUCUUUGCGGGAGGGAGUUGUGUCUCGGCCGAUAUCUGCAGUCCUCCUGCGGGAGAGUCGUUUUAGCCUUUCUGUUAUUUACAGUUCAUCUGCAGUCCUUCGGCCGGAUGGAGUCUUUGUGUCUGCGCGAUUUAUUUGUGGUCAUCCUUUGGGAGGGUGUCGUUGCGUCUCUUCCAUUAUUUCCACUCGUUCUGCGGGAGAGAGUCGUUGUGACUUCCUUUUGCGGAAGGAAGGACUCGUUGUCUUCCUUGUUAUCUGCAGUCGUUCUGCGGCGGGAAUGUUUGUUGCUCUUUCUUCAUUUUCAGGCCUUCUCCGGGACUCCUUCUGCGGGAGGGAGUCGUUGUGGCUGUUCCGUUAUCUGCAAUCCCUUUGAGUUAGGGAGUCAUUGCGGCCGUUCCUUUUUCUACAACCUUUCUCUGGGAGGGAAUCAUUGUGUCCGUUCCAUUAUCUGCACUCCUUCUGCGGGAGGGAGUUGUUGUGGCUGUUCCGUUAUCUGCAGCCCUUCUGCGAUUGUGGCCGUUCCUUUAUCUGCAGUCUUUCUGUGGGAGGUAGUCAUUGUGUCCGUUCCAUUAUCUACAUUCCUUCUGCAGGAGGGAGUCGUUCUGGCUGUUCCGUUAUCUGCAUUACCGCCGCUGGCUAGCAGAGAUGCGAAAAGGGGAGCCGAGUUCGUAAAUCUUCCCCUGCCAGUAUAUAGCCUCUCCAUCAGCAAGCCCUAUGUAGUGCCUCCACGUGGCGAUACAUGGCAUCCAAGCACCUUGCGGACUCGGGCUAAACUACUCAGCCCCGCUUAA